GUCUGUUAAAGGGUUCAUUUUGUACUCUGUAGCCUAUGAAGUUUUUAUUUUUAUUUACUCUGCAUCUUGCAUCAAUAUCUGUUUCACUAAAAGUCUCAAAAUGUGGCAUAUGGACGGGGGAUGGAGAACGUUUUACCCCUCCGAAAACAUGGGCGGGGCAGAAGCUGAAUGGGUCUGUUAAAGGGUUAAUUCUGGACCGCUGGGACAGGAAGAUGUUCAUAUCUGUGAAACUUUAAGGCCAUAGCUACUGCUUUAAGGAAUUCAAGUUCAGUUUCUUAAGGAAUAAAUGCUCCGGUAUACGUGUGUAGCCUAUCAUUGGAUUAAACGUGGUUUCAUCCAGGAUUGAAACGGACUGGGUAAACACAAGGAAGGGAAGUUUUCUCGAGCGGGUCAGUGCUCCAGAAAACAGUGGAAAAUGAGAUAGGUGGAGUUUUCAGACAUUUUGAAAGGUACAGGACGAAAGACAACGUGUCCGGAGGAAGUCCAUGGUAAGGUUUGGAAGCAUGUCCUACAGCGACCAGACUCCACCCAGUCCCAACAGGACCAGCGGGAAUAACUCUGGGGCACAGUAUGCUACCGCUGCACUGGGAGUGGGCCUCGUCGCUCUGGGGAUCGUCAUGAUUGUGUGGAGCGUGGUGCCGGCAGGGUCCGGUGGGAACAGCUCCAGACCAGGCAUGGAAUCCAGUCAAGUUAAGGAGACCUCGUCCGUGGCUUUCGUCCUAGUGGGGGGAGGAGUGGCGCUGCUGCUGCUGUCUGUGUGUCUGAGCGUACGGAACAAACACCGGGCGGCCAGGGGACAGGAAGCCGGCAGUACACCCGCUGACACACAGGGGGAAGGGGCUAUGACGGAUCAGAACUACAUGGUGCCCACUUAUGAGGAGGUGGUUAUGAGUGGCCAGUAUCCCAUUACUCAGUCCUCUGAGCGACACAACAGCGUCACACAGCUGCCAGCCUAUGAGGAGCUAGAGGAAGAUCAGCACACCGUACUGGAUGGGUCCAGCCCAGCACGCAGACCCUCAUCCCAAAUCGACCCCAGCACUGGAGCGGGCAGCCGCAGAAACAGUCGUCCCAGUCGCAAGCUGAUUCCCCUUAAAAUUAGGCGCAUCAGAUCGGACAACCUCAGAAGGAAAAGCUUAAGCGACAUCCAGCAGAACAACGUGUUCACCAUCGAACCUCUCACUCCACCCCCACAGUAUGAUGAUAAAGACCCCCCGCUUCCUCCUAACACACAACAGUGAACCGUGCUGGAGGUUUACACUGACAUUGAAGUGUCAAAAUGUGAUGAAGUGCGUUUACCUCCUUUUAUGAAAUAUUACAGCACUGAACUCCAUAUAUCCUCUGGAUAGGAUGUGCCACUAUCAACAGCACCAAGUUCACAGUGUUCUGUAAAGGUGAAGAGCCUUCACAAUGUCUUCCUGACUGUGUUGGUUGUACAUUUCCUGUUUGGGGGAAUGAACAAAACUUAACAAAAAAAAAAGCUGUUUGGAAUAAAACCUAACUGGAUUUUUGAAAGAUGUUUACUGAACAACUGCUGGUCUUGUCAUUGCUGUUAAACUUGAAAUUCAGCAUCCGAGCUGCCCAGACCUUUAUUUCAUAGGACGUCCGCAAGAACUUUUGAAGAGAUGUCAAACUAUAAACUGUGAGUCACAUCAGCACUGUUGCGUUUUUGCACUUAUGGUUGUGUGUGUGUGUGUGUGUGUGUGUGGAAGAGGGCAUGUGAUGUUUUGUAAAUUUUCUGCGAACUUGGGUUUAGUUUGUGUGUUGGCUUUAACUUUCUGUUUGUGUGCAAGUAUGAUUGUUCUUAGUGACCUUGUUGCUGGCGUGACAAACUGUGAGGUCAUCCGUAUGUGCCUCUCCUCAUGGUUUAUGACACAGAGAGGUUCUUUGACCCUGCAGCUGCUUUAUAUCACUCUCUCACCAACACACACCACCAGACACUGAGAAAUUCUUGUCUCCCUUUUCACUAACUUGGAUACACAAACACUCAGUCUUUUCAUCCCUUUAUUUUUCAAUUUCAGAGUUGUGCGAAGACAACUGUGUUUCUCAUAGGGCAGCUGUGGCAGCAUCUCCAUGCUGUGAAGUUCAAGCUCCCUGUCAUCUGUCUGAGGCUAGCACUACUCCUCUAAACACUCCCAAGAUUUUCACAUAAAGACACACCCGUAACUGGUUGUUAUUGAAAUCAGUGUUUCUUUUUCUGGAGUUUUUGCUGAUGACACUGCAGUUUAAGACGUGUGGAUGGAAAAUGUUGCUGAAUUUCAUGUGCUAUUUAAUGAUGUUAUUUGUUUCUUCUGUUAAUUAUUAUUAUUAUUGUUUUCUCUUUUUUGGAAUAUUCUGUUCAGAAUUGUAAUAUGGUAUGAUAAAUAAAAAAGGUUUGGCAUGUAGUAAAGUUUAAACAAAUUAUAUAAUAAAAAUGGUACCCUGCUUUAGAUAUUA
Molecule: messenger RNA, 2433 nt
Organism: Pimephales promelas (fathead minnow)
Lineage: Eukaryota; Metazoa; Chordata; Actinopteri; Cypriniformes; Leuciscidae
Gene: tmem51a
Product: transmembrane protein 51a
Source: RefSeq, a predicted model, not a curated record